This is a messenger RNA of Nanorana parkeri, 4554 nucleotides long. RefSeq names its product Ras protein specific guanine nucleotide releasing factor 2 (gene RASGRF2). The transcript is spliced from 27 exons. The record is from RefSeq and is a predicted model, not a curated record. Gene Ontology annotation, biological process: Ras protein signal transduction; positive regulation of GTPase activity. Bases 18 to 3716 code for a protein of 1232 amino acids. Lineage: Eukaryota; Metazoa; Chordata; Amphibia; Anura; Dicroglossidae. Gene Ontology annotation, molecular function: guanyl-nucleotide exchange factor activity; protein binding. Gene Ontology annotation, cellular component: plasma membrane.
CCCUGAAAGUCCGGAUCAUGCAGAAAAGUGUGCGCUGCAACGAGGGCCACGCUCUGUACCUUGCCCACCUGGCCCGCAAGGAGGGCACCAAGAGGGGCACACUCUGCAAGAAGGCGGCCGAGACCAACAAGUGGCACGACAAGUGGUUCGCCCUCUUCCAGAAUGUCCUCUUCUACUUCGAGAGCGAUCAGAGUACCAGACCCUCAGGAUUGUACAUGCUGGAGGGGUGCAGCUGUGACCGGGUCCCCCCACCCAUAGUGGGCACUGGGGGCAAGGAAACCAUGGAGAAGCAGCAUUAUUUUACUGUGACCUUCGGCCAUGAUGCUCAAAAGCCAUUGGAGCUGCGAUGUGAGGAGGAGACAGAUAGCUACGAGUGGGUGGAUGCAAUUCACCAAGCAAGCUAUUCAGACAUCCUGUUAGAGAGAGAGGUCCUGAUGCAGAAGUACAUUCACUUGGUACAGAUUGUGGAAACAGAAAAAAUUGCUGCUAAUCAGCUGCGACAACAGCUUGAAGAUCAAGACACUGAAAUUGAAAGACUGAAAUCAGAGAUUGUAGCUGUCAAUAAAACAAGGGAGCGGAUGCGUCCCUACCACAUCAACCAUGAAGAUGAAGAUCCUGACAUCAAGAAAAUCAAGAAGGUUCAGAGCUUUAUGCGUGGUUGGCUGUGCAGAAGAAAGUGGAAGACAAUUGUUCAAGAUUACAUAUGUUCACCACAUGCAGAAAGCAUGAGGAAAAGGAAUCAAAUAGUAUUUAACAUGGUUGAGGCCGAGGCAGAGUAUGUACAUCAGCUCUAUAUCCUUGUGAACUGCUUUCUUCGGCCGCUGAGGAUGGCAGCAAGUUCCAAGAAGCCACCUAUCAGUCAUGAUGAUGUGAGCAGCAUUUUCCUCAACAGCGAAACCAUCAUGUUUCUUCAUGAAAUAUUUCACCAGGGUUUGAAAGCCAGAAUUACCAACUGGCCUACUUUAAUUUUAGCUGACUUGUUUGAUAUUCUGCUGCCGAUGUUGAACAUCUACCAAGAAUUUGUUCGGAAUCAUCAAUACAGUCUGCAAGUGCUGGCGAAUUGUAAGCAAAAUCGAGACUUUGACAAACUCCUGAAGCAAUACGAAGCCAAUCCAGCCUGUGAAGGGAGGAUGCUGGAAACUUUCCUCACUUACCCCAUGUUCCAGAUUCCUCGGUACAUUAUAACUCUUCAUGAGCUUCUGGCUCACACUCCUCAUGAGCAUGUAGAAAGGAAGAGUUUAGAGUUUGCUCAGUCCAAAUUGGAGGACCUGUCAAGGGUAAUGCAUGAUGAAGUUAGUGACACAGAGAACAUUAGGAAAAACCUGUCUAUUGAAAGGAUGAUUGUGGAAGGCUGUGAUAUAUUACUAGACACAAGCCAGACAUUCGUACGCCAAGGUACCCUUAUCCAGGUGCCCUCGGUGGAGAGAGGGAAACUAAGUAAAGUACGCCUGGGACCUCUAUCUUUGAAGAGAGAAGGGGAAAGACAAUGCUUUCUGUUCACGAAACAUUUCUUAAUAUGCACUAGAAGCUCAGGGGGAAAACUGCAUUUACUCAAGACAGGUGGGGUUCUCUCUCUAAUAGAGUGUACGCUGAUUGAAGAACCAGAUAUAAAUGAAGAUGACUCAAAGGGGUCUGGAUAUGUGUUUGGUCAUCUGGAUUUUAAAAUUGUGGUGGAAUCGGUAGAUGCAACACCCUUCACUGUUGUCCUUCUGGCUCCUUCUCGUCAAGAAAAAGCUGCUUGGACCAGUGACAUUAGUCAGUGUAUUGAGAAUAUUAGAUGCAAUGGCCUGAUGAGCAAUGUGUUCGAGGAGAACUCUAAGGUUACAGUUCCACACAUGAUCAGAUCGGACGCAAGACUGCAUAAAGAUGAUGUAGAUAUCUGUUUUAGUAAAACCCUGAACUCCUGCAAGGUCCCUCAGAUCCGCUAUGCCAGUGUGGAGCGUCUUCUGGAGAGAUUGACUGACUUACGCUUCCUCAGCAUCGAUUUCCUCAACACCUUCCUGCAUACCUACAGGAUAUUUACCACGGCCUUUGUGGUGCUAGAAAAACUGGCUGAUACCUACAAGAGACCUUUCACAUCAAUUCCAGUCAGGUCUCUAGAACUCUUUUGUGCUUCCAGUCAAAGCCUGAGUGAUGGGAAGUCACCACAUAUCUGUCGCAAGUUUUCUUCUCCGCCUCCCUUAUCGCUCUCUAGGACAUCAUCACCUGUCAGAGCGAGGAAGUUAUCUCUGAACUCUCCACUGAACUCUAGGAUUGGAGCCUUGGACUUAUCUACAUCAUCCAGUGCCAGCAGUCCAACUUCCAUAUUUAGCCCAGCCACCUCCCCACCUCCCAGCACUAAUAAAGUACCUCUAGACCUCAGCAAAGGACUCUCCUCACCAGAGCAAAGUCCAGGAGCAAUUGAUGAGAAUUCAGAAAAUCCUCGCAUUGAUCUAUGUAACAAGCUACGAAGGAGUAUCCGUCGAGCUGCAGUUUUAGAAUCUGUGUCACUCGACAGGAGCAUUCCUGAAAGCAGUACCUCCACAGAUACUGCAGAAAACUCUCCCUGCCGUUCCCCAUCAACUCCACGUCACCUCCGGUACCGGCCAGCAGGAGUGCAGACCUCUGACACAUCUCGUUGCUGUUCUGUCUCUCCUGCCUCUGCUUUUGCCAUUGCUACUGCAGCAGCUGGACACGGAAGUCCGCCAGGUUUUAACAACAUGGAGAGGAUGUGCGACAAAGAGUUUAUAAUACGCCGAGCAGCUACAAACCGUGUGCUGAAUGUUCUGCGUCACUGGGUAUCAAAGCAUUCACAGGAUUUUGAUCUCUAUCGUGAAGUAAAGAUGAUUGUAGUGAAUUUGUUGGAAGAUGUGUUGCGUGACCCUGAUCUCCUACCCCAGGAAAGGAAAGCUGCAAGUAACAUAUUAAGUGGCCUUUCUCAAGAUGAACAAGAUGACUGCCAUCUGUCUAUGGAGGACAUAUUUGUACUGUCAGAGGGUCCCCACACAGAAUAUCUGGAUACUCUGUCAGCAAUGGAAUUAGCUGAGCAGAUCACUCUACUGGAUCAUAUAGUAUUUCGGAGUAUACCAUACCAAGAGUUUCUUGGUCAGGGCUGGAUGAAACCAGAUAAGAGUGACCGGACUCCGUAUAUCAUGAAAACCAGCCAGCAUUUCAAUGAUAUGAGUAACCUUGUAGCCUCAGAAAUUAUGAGCCACCUUGAUGUUAACUCUAGAGCCAGUACCAUUGAGAAGUGGGUGGUGGUAGCUGAUAUCUGCCGAUGCAUGCACAACUACAAUGGAGUGCUGGAAAUCACCUCGGCAUUGAACAGAAGUGCAAUCUAUCGACUCAAGAAGACCUGGGCCAAAGUGUCUAAACAGACAAAAGCACUUAUGGACAAACUUCAAAAGACUGUCUCAUCGGAAGGAAGAUUUAAAAACCUCAGAGAAACUCUCAAGAAUUGUAAUCCACCUUCUGUACCCUACCUGGGAAUGUACCUUACUGACCUGGCAUUUAUCGAAGAAGGCACGCCCAAUUUUACAGAGGAAGGCCUUGUAAACUUUUCAAAAAUGAGAAUGAUAUCCCAUAUCAUUAGAGAAAUCCGGCAGUUCCAGCAGACGCCAUACCGAAUAGAGCACCAACCAAAGGUCACCCAGUUCCUGUUGAACAAAUCUCGCAUCUUGGAUGAAGAUACCCUCUAUGAAUUAUCCUUAAAAAUUGAACCAAGGCUCCCAGCAUGAAGAGUUUUAAUUAGUGUUUCUUGAGGCAACUCAGUGCUUUCACUUCACCAACCGAAUUAUGCAUGCCAUGCCUAGCGGAGAGCAGGGGAGUGACACCCUUUCAGUGGAAGCUGACAGUGCCGCGGGCACUUUAAAACAAAGACGUAAGAACAGGACUCAGACAAAUGGUAUUGUCUGCGUGCAUUGUGCUAGUCACUCUAAGAGGAUCCCAUCAGAACAUGAAGCUGCAAUGAAGAAGCAAUGUUGAAUGUCUGAAGUCAAAAGAGUGCAGAAGGCUUGAAAAGCAUCCACUGUGCCAGUUUUUAUAAGUAACAUCUGUUAAUUACAGAACGAGCACAGCGUAUCUAUGGGGCGAGAGUUGUGACUAGUCAAGUGACAUUGUCUUUCUGUAGUGUAAUACAGACUGCCAUUGAAAUAACAAGGUUCAUUCUCUGCAUGGUGGAGUAUAUUACCAUAACGACAUAAUGAGGAGACAAUGGAGUCACAGAUGCUACAUUCACCAGUGCAACACUUGUUAUCAGCAUCUCAAGAGAGAACAACUUCAUCGACUUCAUCCAUUGUACCUUCUGUACAUAUGUGAUCAGUGCUGCACCUGUUGUUUGUGAUUUUUUACUUUUAUGCACUGAGCAUCACAGCUCUGUUUUUGGAUGCAUCUACUACUGAUAAUGUGAAUAUUGGGAAUGACUACAUACUGCUUGGCUUGCCUAGAUGUACUAGCGAUGUGUGUCAUUUCCACUGCAUGCCGUGAUAUUACACCUGAAAGUGUCUUCCCACCUACCUGCAAGGAGACAGGGACAGGAAGUGCUUACCAAAUCCUGUUAGGAACCUGUCAGGAUUU